Messenger RNA from Moneuplotes crassus, 1873 nucleotides. The record is from the annotation of a GenBank genome assembly. NCBI's taxonomy places the organism in Eukaryota, Ciliophora, Spirotrichea, Euplotida, Euplotidae.
AUGGAUAUUUUCAGAGAACUCACCAGAGGAAUUAAGUUCGACAAGAACAAUAAGAUUAAGUGAUCGGAUAAAAGUUCUAAGAAGCCUAGUGAAUUAAAAUAUAUUCUUAGUGGGAAGAAGAGGAAAAAUGAAAACACAGAAGAAAAAGGUGAAAAGAGACCAAAAGAUGAUUAUGUUACAGAUGAGGAAGUAGAGAAGAUUAAGAAACAGAUUGCUCAACUCAAGGAAUCUAUUACAGGAGAAGAGACAGCAGAAGAAGUGAAAGAUUACGAAGAUAGAUAUAAAGCUCUGAUAAAUAAAAAGACAGAGGUUGUUGCUUUAAUGAGAAAGAAGUUCAAAAUUAAGGUAGAGGGAGAUAGAGUUCCUCCUCCCCUUGAUAGUUUUGAGAAAAUUCAAAAUUUAUUGAAACUUGAUGUGAGCAUUAUGAGAAGGAUUCAAGACCAAAUCAAGUUUAAAAGACCUACUCCGAUUCAGAUGCAAGCGAUUCCCAUAAUAGCUAAGAAAAGAGAUCUUAUUGCUCUAGCUGAAACUGGAAGUGGAAAAAGCUUAUCUUUCAUUCUUCCUUUGUUAUGAAAAGUUAACCCAGAUGUCGAAGGAGUUCAGGCCAUAGUCCUCGCUCCUACAAGAGAGCUCCUGAUUCAAUUGUACAAACAGUUUAUGGUAUUUAAUCCUCAUCCAAAGAAGUUAAAGGUCAAAUUUUUGAGAAGGAAGCUAAUCCCUAAAGAUCAGACUGAGGUUGACCAUUUCGUUAAUAACUGAAAGAUUUUAUUAAGUACUCCUCUAAGAUUAGAGAGUGUCCUCAAAGAACUUGAUCUCAAGUUUGAAACAGUUAGGCAUAUUGUUGUAGAUGAGGCUGAUGCGAUGUUUGAUAUGGCAUUCCUUCCUCAAGUCGACAAAAUCAUAAAACACUGCACUAAUCCAUCAUUGCAGAAGUCUUACUUCAGUGCUACCAUGCAACCUGUAAUUGAAGAAAUGCUUAGAGAGAACAUGUCUGAUCCAGUCAAGAUUAUUUGUGGUCUCAAAAACGCUACAGCUGGGAGUGUUGAACAAAAGCUAGUUUACUGUGGUUCUGAAGAAGGCAAGAUGUACGCUCUCAGGAAUAUCUUCAGAGAAGGAUUCACUCCUCCUAUGCUCAUUUUCGUUCAAAAUAAGCAAAGAAGCAUGGAACUAUAUAAAGAACUAAUAGUGGAAGGUAUCAGUUGCAACAUCAUUCACGGAGACAGAAUCAAGGAGCAGAGAGAUGAAGUUGUGAUGAAGUUUAGAACUGGAAAAAUCUCUCUCCUCAUCUGCACAGAUUUAAUGUCAAGAGGAAUCGACUUCUUAAAUGUCAAUUAUGUAGUCAACUACGAUUUCCCUCAGAGUAUUGUAUCUUACAUUCACAGGGUUGGAAGAACUGGAAGAGCAGGAAACCAAGGAACCGCUCUUACACUCUAUACUGACAGUGAUAUCGAGUAUCUAAGAAGUAUCGCGAACCUAAUGAAGAAAUCAGGAUGAGAUGUAAAGCCGUGGAUGCUGGAACUCAAAAACCCAGGAAGAAAGAAGUGGAAGGAACUUGAGAAGAAUCCCAAAAAGCAUAUGAAACGUGAAACUAUUUCUACUGAUAUAAAGAAAAAUACUAACAAGAAGUUUAUGAAGGUUAUCAAAGACUUCUCCAAAAAGUGUAAGAAGUAUAAUUCCAAGUUUGCUGAUAAGCCAAUAAAAUCAAAGGCUCCAGCGAAGGAGGAAGAAGAGGAGUUAUCAGAUGAUGUACUAGAAGAGCUGGAUGAAAUCUCAGAUGAAGAAGAGAGAGAACAGCUUAGAAAAGAAAUGCAAGGAGGCAUGAAUGAGAUCCCUGAUUAUGUCGAUGAUAGUGAAGAUGAUAAUUCAAUCUAAA